GGGCGGGGUCGCCGGGCGGGACGGGGCGCGCGGAAGCCGGCGGGCGCCGGGAGUGGCGGCGGUCCGGUCCUCGGAGGAGGCUGCGCCCCUGUUCGCCCGAGGCGGGCCCUCGCUCCUCCCCGCCGCACCCGCGGGCUUCGGUCCCUUUAAAGGGCGCGGACCUGCCCGCUGUGCUCAGCCCGCCCUCCGCCGCCGCCAUGGCCCAGCAGCUGCUGCAGGAAAAGCUGACCUGCGCCAUCUGCCUGGAGCUCUACCAGGACCCGGUGACGCUGUCCUGCGGCCACAACUUCUGCGCGGACUGCAUCCGGGACUGGUUGCGCUCCCGCGUGGAGUGCCCCGAGUGCCGGGAGCUCUGCCCCGCGCGCGCCGAGCUGCGCCGCAACGUGGCCCUGAGCGACGUGGUCGCGGUGGUGCGCGCCGAGCCCCCGGCCGCCGGCCCCGACCCCGGCCCCGACCCCGACCCCGGCCCCGACCCCGACCCGGGCGCGCGCUGCCCGCUGCACGGCCGGCCGCUCGAGCUCUUCUGCCGCACCGAGGGCCGCUGCGUGUGCAGCGCGUGCACCGUGGGCGACUGUCGCCUCCACGAGCGGGUGCUGCUGGACGCUGAGCGCCGGGAGCGCGAGGCCCAGCUGAGAGCCACGCUGGAGGUCACCCGGCAGCAGGCCACCCAGGCCGAGAGCCAGCUACAGGGGCUGCAGCAGCGAAGCAGCCAGAUCCAGAGCUCGGCCUGCAACCUGGCUUCCAUGGUCUCUGGCAAGUUCAGCCGCCUGCUGCAGGCCCUGGAGAUGCGUCACAUCAAGGCACUGCAGGCCAUCGAGGUGGCCAAGACACAGGCACUGGCACAGGCCCAGGAGGAGGAGCAGCGGCUACGGGGCCACCUGGAGGCCACGGCUGCCUUUGACCGCUGGACCCAGGACCUCCUGGAGCAGUCGGAUGACCGAACCUUCGUCCAGGGAUCACAGCUCCUGGCGCCCCCAGGGCCUCUUGGGCCGCUGACCCCUCCACAGUGGGAUGCAGAUCAGCAGCUGGACGGCCUGAAGGAAUUUCUGAACCAGCUCUGUGGCCUCCUCCUGGACAAUGGGGACCCCCACGGGGCACCAGCUGAGGCGGCUGACUUGGGUCCCCCGGAGACUCCAGAUGCCCUGGCAUUAGUCCCAAGCCCGGUUUGUCCGCUGAGGAGGAAACUCUGGCAGAAUUAUCGCAAUCUGACCUUCGACCCAGGGAGUGCCAACCGCCACCUUUACCUGUCUCGGCAGGACCAGCGGGUGGAGCACCGGCGAGAGCCCCGAGGCCUGGUUGAGCCAGGCAGCUUCGAGCUCUGGCAGGUGCAGUGUGCCCAGAGCUUCCAGUCUGGACGGCACUACUGGGAGGUGCACACAUCGAACCACUUGGUGACACUGGGCGUCGCCUACCCCGACCUGGCACGGCACAAGCUGGGGCCCUACACGGACAACAUCGGCCGUGGGCCCAGCUCGUGGGGGCUCUGUGUUCAGGAGGACAGCGCCCAGGCCUGGCACAAUGGGGAGGUCCAGCGCCUCCGAGGGGUGCCAGGGAAGCUGCUGGGCGUGGACUUGGACCUGACCUCUGGUUGCCUCACCUUCUACAGCCUGGAGCCUGAGACCCAGUGCCUACACACCUUCCACGCCAUCUUCACCCAGCCCCUCCACCCUGUCUUCUGGCUCCUGGAGGGUAGAACCCUGACCCUGUGCCAUCGGCCUGAGGCCAGGCUCCCUCCAGGGCUCCAGGAAGAGGCCUCGGGGCUCAGCUGAGAAGGCACAGGAUGGAACUCCGGGCUGGGCACAGGAGCCACCAUGCCUGUGUGCCCACGAGCCGCCCCAGCCCCUGGCCUGGGGACCUGCGGCCACAGCUCUCAUGGGGCCAGCUGUGGGCCAGCAGAUUGACUCGGGGUGAGGCUGGGCCACUUGUGGGGGUGGAGGGACCCCCAAACUGGAGUUAACUUUCCCAGCCUCUUUGAAGGGGACAGGGGCUAGGAAUAGAGUCAAAUGGGAGGCCCCUGCUCCAGGCAGAGACCAGUUCCAGGGGCGCCUGGGCGUCAGAGGCAAGGGCAGCGACCAGGGACUCCUGGUCCUACAGGAGAGCCCGUGCAAUGUGGUCCACACCACAGGCUGCGGCAAAAUAGUGCACGCGCUACCCCAGCGUGCCUCCCAGAGACAGUGUAGCCAGGGCAGCUGCGGGUGUGGGGAGGGAACCGCAAACUAUUCCUAGACACAGUCUCUGGAAAGGGGGUUUCUACCUCCUCCUUCCCUGUCUCUAUCUCUUCUUUUUUCCUUAUCAUUUUGCUAUAUUUUAGUCUCUUUUAUUUUGUACAUCCUUGUGGCUGCCACUCCAUAAACAGUUGUGUUUUCUACAUUUUUAUGUAACGUAAGCAUUUUUCACGUUAUAAAAAUUGUUUCCUGAACGAUGACCAUA
This is a messenger RNA of Myotis myotis, 2430 nucleotides long. It is a transcript of the gene TRIM65, whose product is annotated as tripartite motif containing 65. Gene Ontology annotation, molecular function: protein binding; zinc ion binding. The transcript has 6 exons. The coding region runs from base 198 to 1769 and encodes 523 amino acids. Lineage: Eukaryota; Metazoa; Chordata; Mammalia; Chiroptera; Vespertilionidae. Gene Ontology annotation, biological process: positive regulation of autophagy. The record is from RefSeq and is a predicted model, not a curated record.